CCAGUCGAAAUUGUUUAGCGGCGGCGAGUAAAAUGUCGCGCAAAAGAACUCUGAUCAACAGUAUCUUGCUACUUUUUCUGCUAAGUGGCAACCACGGCAUCUUAGCAUUGUUUGAGGGCUGCGAUAAUACCUUUAACAUAAACCCCGGCACCACCUACUAUGUGCAUUCUCCGAAUUACCCCAAUACAUAUCGUCGAGGGACGUCCUGCCGCUAUCAAAUUAUUGCACCAGUGGACUAUACGGUCGAAGCCAAUUGCACCAUCGAGUUACCUAGUAGCGGCGGUCAAUGCACAACGGAACAUUUUUAUGUGAGCACCGAAGGCGAUCCGCAGCUUCGCGAUUCGGAACAGUUUUGCGGCCAGGGCACAUUUACGCGUGUCUCCUCAUUUCGUCAGCUAACUUUAGCGUAUGUCUCCGACAAUACAGGACCUGGAGGCAGAUUCCUUUGUUCAGUAACCGCUUAAGAUCAAGACACAUUUAAACCAGGAGAAUUUAACAAAAUGUAUAAUGCUAAUAAAUUAUAGACACAGCUACCUAAUUUCGCUUAGACUUGAAUCAUGGAGUUUCUUAUAUUUUAUAUAAAUAUUUUUUAUUCAAAUAAAGUAAGGUGUUGAGAGAAAAGAAAAAAAGAUAACUAAAAUUGUUUGUACAUACAUAAGUUUAUAGUAAAAUCAAUAAAUAAAUACAUUCACUGACAAUUCCCCAACAA
Bactrocera oleae (olive fruit fly) is the source of this 709-nucleotide messenger RNA. The record is from RefSeq and is a predicted model, not a curated record. Lineage: Eukaryota; Metazoa; Arthropoda; Insecta; Diptera; Tephritidae.